Molecule: messenger RNA, 1861 nt
Organism: Pundamilia nyererei
Lineage: Eukaryota; Metazoa; Chordata; Actinopteri; Cichliformes; Cichlidae
Product: inflammation and lipid regulator with UBA-like and NBR1-like domains
Exons: 5
Coding region: 102-968 (288 amino acids)
Biological process (GO): macroautophagy
Cellular component (GO): phagophore assembly site
Molecular function (GO): ubiquitin binding
Source: RefSeq, a predicted model, not a curated record
UGACAUGCGCACUCGACCCUGUUACCGAGUUUGUUAUGAUAAGUCGAGGCCUCGGACUAAAUUAGGAGCCAACCCCCGUGUUUAUCCGGGCGAAUCCCGUAAUGGAGGGCAUGGACCUGGACCAGGAGCUCAUGCAGAAAUUCAGCUGCAUGGGUACAACAGACAAAGAUAUCCUCAUAUCAGAAUUUCAGAGACUUCUUGGGUUUCAGCUAAACCCCGCAGGAUGCGCCUUCUUUCUGGACAUGACCAACUGGAAUUUACAGGCAGCCAUUGGAGCCUAUUAUGACUUCGAAAGUCCCAACAUCAGUGCACCCUGCAUGUCCUUUGUAAAGGAUGUGACGAUUGGUGAGGGUGAAUCCGUUCCACCUGACACACCUUUCACAAAGACCUGGAGGAUACAGAACACCGGUGCAGAGUCAUGGCCUCCAGGAGUUUCUCUGAAGUAUGUUGGAGGAGAUCAGUUCGGCCACAUAAACAUGGUGAUGGUGCGUUCUCUAGACCCGCAGGAAAUGACUGAUGUCAGUGUGCAGAUGCAUAGUCCUGUAUCUCCGGGUAUGUACCAGGGCCAAUGGAGAAUGUGCACAGCUACCGGACUUUUCUAUGGAGAUGUAAUUUGGGUGAUCCUGAGUGUGGAGGUUGGAGGCCUCCUUGGUGUCACACAGCAGCUUUCCUCUUUUCAAGCUGAGUUCAACACCCAGCCUCAUCGUAACCUGGAAGGAGAUUAUAACCCCUUCGCCUCACCAGAGAAAAACAAGUGCCCUAACAGCAACAACAACAGCCUUCACGAUGACAGCAACCAUAGAGUUGCAGAGGAACAUUGGGAGGGAAGCCCAAACCAGCUGCAGCAAGACCAGAAUGGACUUUCACAAAACUCUGUGGAUAUAUUAGCAAAUAGUCUACAAAGCAAUCUAUCAGUAGUCUCUUGCAACCAGGGUAUACAGGAGCCCUAUCCAUUUGGGCACUCUUAAAUCAUGGGACUUGUGAAGGAGUGAAGCAGCACUAAAAUCAUACCUCUGGAGUCUGUCACACCAACAAAAGAAAGAAGAGGUUCGUCAGUAGAGAGUGGAGAGUGUGGAGAUUCAAAAACACUUUAUGCAAAGUCCAGUUAGACUGAAUAUCCGGAGGCCAACGCUCCUGACAUGCAGCUCAACCAACAUCCUGCACCCACUGUAUGCACGUGUGAAUGCUAAGUUAAAAAUGAGUGCUAUGAGUCUUUUGAGUGAUAACUUUUUUCUUUUAUUUUUCAAAAAAAAAUAAUUUUUUUAGCAGUCAGAGUACCCAUUAAACAGAUGACAGGAGUGUGUGAAUGUUUGUGUAUUUGUGUGUGGAUUGUGCAACAUGAAAAAAGAGAAUUUGGAGGAAAAGCCAUUCACUUUGCCAACUGAUUCUCCGGUUUCUACUCUGAUUUAUUGGUAUGUUGAUUAGGUUUGUGGACUCUUUGUUGUCUAGACUACUAAAUUCCUGAAACAUAAUUUAUGCAUUUUUAAAGAAACAAUAUUUUCCAAAAGCUUAUUUGAAGGUUAGAUAAGUCUAAACUGUGUUUUUCAUGCCACAUACAGUAUGACCAGUAUUUUGUAAGCCGUUAGCUGGAAGUUUAGAAACAGUGCAGCUUAUUUAAACAAGAGGGAAUCGGCCAAAUUGAAGCUAAGAUCAGAGAAACAGAAGUCUCAUACAUUAAUUACAAAUAUUUUCUGACAUAAAUUUAUUUUGUAUUAUUGGUAAAUGUUCCUGACUUCAUAGUUGGGUCAUUAAUUCAUACAUUAAUUCAUAAAAAGUUUUAAAAAACUAGAUUCCUGCAAAGUAUAAGAUGCGUAAUUCAAGUCAUAUAAACAGAAGUAAAGACAUAAUUUCUCAUUAUGAA